CUGCAAACACAUCUGAGAAUCGGAACACAACUCUGCACAGUUUCCUCUCGCGCGCUGGAAGCGGCCCCUGCUCCGCCGCGUGGCGCGUGGCUGCGCUCCCCCACUCUCUCCUCGCACAGUGGACCAGUUGUUGCUGCGCCGCGCGCACAGGUCGCCGCCCCCGCUGAAGCUCCGCGUGCACGCUCGGACGCACGGCGCUGGGACGUCCGGAACGGGAACCCGAUCCGUGGAUGAGGCGACGCUCGCUCACGCGCCGCCGUUCGUGGACAGAGCGCGCGCACGUGGACUACGCACACGAUGGACUUCAAGAGGACAAAAUUCGGAAGGUUCAUGAACUGCCGGGUUCCAUCCUGUAAGAGAUACCAGCCCACAGAGUACGAACACGCCGCCAACUGCGCCACGCACGGGCUCUGGAUCCUCCCCAGCAUGGUGGGCGGCUCUGUGCUCUACUUCCUGUCUGUGGACCGGUGGCACCGCGUCGCUGCCGGGCUCUACGGCAGCGGCCUCACCGGCCUCUUCAUCACCUCCACGCUGUUCCACGCGGCCGCCUGGAAGAUCGGCCACCUCAGGAGCCUGGAGCAGCGGUUCCACAUGUGCGACCGAAUGGCCAUCUACUUCUUCAUCGCCGCCUCCUACUGCCCCUGGCUGAUGCUGCGGGAGCUGGGGCCCUGGACCUGCCACAUGCGCUGGCUGAUCUGGGUCAUGGCCUGCGUGGGAUCCGCGUACGUCGCCUUCUUCCAUGAGAGGUACAAGCUGCUGGAGCUGCUGGGCUACGUGGCAAUGGGAGCGGUUCCAGCGCUGGUCGUUCUGUCCAUGGUGGAGCGUGCGGGCGUGUGCGAGCUGGCCGCCGGCGGCGUCUUCUACGCGGUGGGCGUGGUCUUCUUCAAGAGCGACGGCCUGGUGCCCUUCGCGCACGCCAUCUGGCAUCUGUUCGUGGCGGCCGGCGCAGGCAUUCACUACUACGCCAUCUGGAGGUACCUGUACGUCGCCGGGCCGCUGCUGCAGACGUCCAGGUGACAGGACACGAACCAUCACAUCACUGAACCCCACUCAGAAUAUACCUGGAGACACGGAGGCCGAGCGGCCGGUUCUCAGACUGGACCAAAGCCCUGGACCAGUGCACGUCCAGCCUCUCAGCUCCUGACAGUUGGAACUCUGCUGAUUGAGACUGGGCUGAAGUGAGGUUCAGUCAAAGCCAAAGCUGUCCCUGUGUGGACACUGGCUGCGAUGCCACCUCCUCUAGUUAAUGUGAGUCAGGAGACGCCACCGUUACUGAGCCAAAUGUUCAGGACUCACAUUCCGGAUCUGAUUUGAAGAGACGUUUAAGACGACGUUUGAAUCGGAGAUGGUUGUGUUUUAUACAACUGUAUUCAGACUGUUUGAAUUUAGUAAGUUUCAAAUUUAAAUUUAAGAGGUGGUCGCUCAUUUUGUGUUGCACUUUUACACGAGUUAUGAAUAAACAGAUCGAUUUAAUUGAGGUUGAUAGAUUUUUAUUUGAUCUUUUUCUGUAAUCAGCUUCCAGGCACAGAAGAUUAGUUCGGAACAUUUGUUUUCUUGAUCUGUGUAUUUCUGUGAAAUCGCACAUAUUAAAGAAGAGACAUCAUGUUACACGUAUGGGAUGUGUGCG
This is a messenger RNA of Betta splendens (Siamese fighting fish), 1627 nucleotides long. RefSeq names its product monocyte to macrophage differentiation-associated 2a (gene mmd2a). Bases 298 to 1017 code for a protein of 239 amino acids. Gene Ontology annotation, molecular function: pore-forming activity. The transcript is spliced from 7 exons. NCBI's taxonomy places the organism in Eukaryota, Metazoa, Chordata, Actinopteri, Anabantiformes, Osphronemidae. Gene Ontology annotation, cellular component: membrane. The record is from RefSeq and is a predicted model, not a curated record.